Molecule: messenger RNA, 335 nt
Organism: Loa loa (African eye worm)
Lineage: Eukaryota; Metazoa; Nematoda; Chromadorea; Rhabditida; Onchocercidae
Product: D-ets-4 DNA binding domain-containing protein
Exons: 1
Coding region: 1-207 (68 amino acids)
Biological process (GO): cell differentiation; regulation of transcription by RNA polymerase II
Cellular component (GO): nucleus
Molecular function (GO): DNA-binding transcription factor activity, RNA polymerase II-specific; sequence-specific DNA binding
Source: RefSeq, a predicted model, not a curated record
AUGGGAUUAGUGCUCAAUUUCAGGGACUUUCAAAAUAGAAUCGUCGCACCACCUGGCUCGUUUUGGGGUCAGCGCAAAAAUCGAGCCCAGAUGAAUUAUGAUAAAUUGUCACGAUCGCUGCGACAAUAUUACAAGAAGGGUAUUAUUCAGAAACCGGAGAAAAAGCAACGACUUGUUUACAAGUUCCUUCCGCCUUAUAACUUGUAACUGAUUUGUUUAUUGUUCGUAUUUUGUCUAAAUACUGUCUCAAUGUGGACAGUAGUCAAGUAAUGGUCGUUAGGCCGUCGACCUUUUUUGAGGUCUUUUGUCCUAUUAGUAGCAAGUAAAAUAAGCGG